AGCUAGCAGAUGUUUAUCGAUUUGGUCGUGUGGUGAGCUCGAUGUCAGCAAGGGACUAACAUUAUUUCACUCCUUGUUUCACCUGCUCUUCGCGCAUGCGCUUGAUGUGUGGCACGCAUGCGUAGAGGCAGGUGAACAGGUGCAGUUGAAAUAUUGUUAACACAAUGAUAAUGAUUGUCCCUUUCUUUAUGAGCGGUUCGCUUGCAUUUAGGAACAUUAUGCACGUCAUGAGAGUACGCUUCACAUCUCUCUGACUGCAGUACGAGAUGAACCGGGAAACUCUGCUCAAUAAAAACUUUAGUCCAUCACUUGGACGAGUUUCAAGCUCGAACGGUAUUUCAUAUUCGAAUGCAGCGGCGUUAACCGCUUCACAAAGCGUGAAUGAAGCAACUUGGAUCCCGUCGUAUCGAGGAUCAAACUCGGUAAUAUAUAUUCGUCUGUACUGUGUAAUAUUAUUCAUAUAUCGUACGUUAUUCAUUCCCGCCUUUAUCUAACAUUAACGUUUUAUAUUUGCAGCUCACGUUCUCGUCACGAUCGCAAAGUUUGGUAAGUAAGUUUUAUUAUAAAUACAUAUAUACUGCUUAUUUGUCAGUGUACUUUGUCAUGUCAGAAAAUACUUGUUUGAAGUACUUCACUCAAUUGAGUUUCAUUCUUAUAGAUUCCUUCGAAUGUUUUCGAUACGUUUGAUGAUUCUCAUCUCCUGGGUGCUUCGCAAUCGUUAGAUCCAGCGAAAUAUCUGACGAAGAACCCAGCAGUAUCGAAAGCAAGCAGCUAUAUCGGUAUUCAUGGCUUACAUUCCAGUCACGGACAAGAUGCAAAUCAAUAUGACCCUCACGACAUUCUGGAUCAGAUCUCAGCAUCACUACAACCUUCAGUCUCAGAAAACUUUGAAAAAUCAUUCGAGAAAGCAUUUGAAAAUAACCCCUCUCCAGUGGGUUCACUGCAACCCCAACCCUCCCAUCAUGUUCUACAUGCAGCCAUGAGUCCUCAGACAGAAGAUAUGAACCCGAGGGAGCUGGAAUGGUUUGCAGAACGUUUCAAACAACGUCGCAUAAAACUCGGCGUAACACAAGCUGAUGUGGGAGCGGCAUUGGCCAACUUAAAGAUCCCUGGUGUUGGCUCUCUCAGCCAGUCAACUAUAUGUCGCUUUGAAUCUCUUACUCUGAGUCACAAUAACAUGAUGGCGUUAAAACCUGUCCUUACCGCUUGGUUAGAAGAAGCGGAGAAAGCAUAUCGAAGUAAGAACUAUAAAAGCGAGUUUCUGCCAAACUCGGAGAAAAAACGUAAACGAACAUCAAUCGGAGCGGCAGAGAAAAGAUCUCUUGAAGCUUACUUUGCAAUGAAUGCAAGGCCAUCGAGUGAUAAAAUUUCGUCUAUUGCAGACAAACUUGAUUUAUCGAAAAACGUUGUACGUGUUUGGUUUUGUAACCAAAGACAGAAAAAGAAAAGAAUGAAAUUCUCGGUUCAUUGACUUCAAAAACACACACACACACAAGUUCCAAUAACUCGCAGAGUGCGGGAGUCUGGGGGAAUUCGAAAAAGUAUUACACUGAAACUCCAGCAGUUAUAGCAAAGCCCUGAAUUACAGCACUAAGCUUUUGGUAAUCUAAGUUUAAAAUUGAGAAAUGGGAAAUUAAGCCCAAUAUUGUUUAGGCAAGGUUAAAAUUAUGAAAAGAAGUUUGCAACACAAAACAAAUAGUUGAAAAGAAAAUUGGAGUGAUAAUUAGAUGAACUAACAGCGCUUGCCUGAUGUUAUCGCGAUGAAAAUAUUAUCAAGCUCUGAUAUAGUCGUAUUCGAUGCUUAUUCAAUAUCGACCAGCUCGAUUGUUUCGCUAGUUAAAUAGCCCCUGUCCAUUCUCGUAUCUAAAUUUUUCGUCAACAAUUUCUGCGUAUGCUUUGCCAAAACAUUAUAACUUUCAUGGCUUUGUUUUUCACCUGGGUUGUAGAGAAUGAUUAUUGAACAUCUGUGCAUGAGUGACGCCUUGGCAUGCAAGGCAAAUGAAUUGUGAGUCAAAGACAUUCAAGCAAAACAACGAUCCAUGUAUUGUUAAUAUUACUGAAUUAUAGAGUGAAUUAAUAUAUAGCAAGAAAGUGUAACUUAUAUUUUAAUAUAUUUCAAAAAUUUUUACCGACAUUUGUAAAUUAAUUUGAGAAAGCCCAAAUUUUGCACGUUAAUAGUAAUACAAUAAUCCGAGCGUCUGUUUGCAAAUGAGUUGACAUUGGGGCUAUAGAGAAUAGUAUACAUAAGUGUAUAUAUAUCGUAGAUUUGGACUAGCAGUCUACGGAAAAAUUUAGGAUAUCUUAAAUAAAUAAAAUUGUUUUAAAC
Molecule: messenger RNA, 2326 nt
Organism: Paramuricea clavata
Lineage: Eukaryota; Metazoa; Cnidaria; Anthozoa; Malacalcyonacea; Plexauridae
Source: the annotation of a GenBank genome assembly